AACUGCUGAGACGAGGUUAGGAUUUAACCUUUAAAUUCUGGAGCCAUCGGAAACCGAGGGGAGGACGACGGGUGUCGGUGCUAAUGAGGCUGGGGGCGGGCGGUGGGCGGUGGGCCUCCGAGUCCGGGGCAGGUCUCGGGGGCUCCCCGGGAAAGGCCCUGCGAGCCCUUGGCCCUGGCGGCCUCCGCCAUCAGACUGGGAAUGUCUCUGAUUGGGUGGCCAGGAGGCGGUGGCCCUCCUCCCCGCCCACCUGAGGGGUGUCGUCUUCCGCGAAGUUAGGGUCUUACCUGGGAGGCAGGGAGGGAGGGGGCUGCCUGAGGCCCUGGGCCCCUCCGGGACCGGCGCACCCCGUCUCACCCACAUUCCUUCGCCUUUCCCCGCCCGGUGUGGAUUUCCAAAACCCAUCCCCGCUCCCCUCCCUCCUUCACCCCAAGUCACCCCUGUUCCCAGCUCUGUUUCUUGCCCCACCCAGGGACGGCUUUUCUGCACCUCAGGCUUGUCGUAGGGCCCCAAGAGAGACAAAAACUGUGACAGUUGAGGGGUGUUGUGCUCUCCCUAAGCCUCAAUUUCUUCAUCUGUUAAAGGGAAGUGAUGAAAAUUGGGUCCACCUGACUGCUGGUCAAAUGCCAGGGCUGCUGUGGGCCCAGCCUUAUGUUGGCCCUUUCACCUGAGCCAGGAGUCAGGAAAUCGGGGUUCUAGUCCAGUUGGGAAUUGUCCCAGUGUGAACUGGGAAUAAGAGUUCCUGCCCUCUGACCUCUCCAGGUGGCAGUGGGGACCACGUGAGAUGGUGUAUGUGGCCUUGAGCAAUAAACCACACCUGUCCGGGGAGGUGGGCGAGGACACCUGCAGCCCCUCGAACCCACCACUUUUCUCUUCCAGGCCCUUGCCCAGGCUGUGGCCUCUGCCUGGAACCCCUUUUCUUCCCACGCAAACCCUUCCCUUCAGUGCCUGUUUCUCUGGGAAGCCCUCUCUGUUGCCCAGCCCAUCCUCUUCUGCUCACUCUGGGUUUCGCACCCCAUGCUUAGGCCCUGAUUGCCUGCUUUGCACACAGGGCUGUGAGCUCCAUGAGGGCAGGAACCACAUGGCUGUUCACAGCUGUGUUGCCAGGGCCUGGCUUGGAGCCCCUCAUGAAGUGAGACAUCUGAAUCCUCUGCUCUGUGACCCUGGCAGCCAGGUAGAGCCACCUUGGCCAGGGCACCCAGGCUUGGAGCAAGCAGCAGCUUCAUGGGUGGGGAGCCACAUUUCCCCAGCACAUCGGCAGGCCCUAAGAGGGCAUUCGCUUGGUUCUGCCCUCAGAGCACUGAUGCCCAGGGGACACUGCCCUUUGUGUAUGCCACCUAAGAGAGGAUGCACCCGUAGAGGGGGCAGGGAUACGCAUGGUCCCAGGCCCUGUUGUCACCUCCUAAGAAAGUUCCCAGUUCUGUCUGUCCAGGCCUGGCCUUUGGCCUGUGCUGUCUGGGACAGUGGGUAGAGCUGCGGUGCGACCUAG
Molecule: messenger RNA, 1489 nt
Organism: Rhinopithecus roxellana (golden snub-nosed monkey)
Lineage: Eukaryota; Metazoa; Chordata; Mammalia; Primates; Cercopithecidae
Gene: CUNH9orf106
Product: chromosome unknown C9orf106 homolog
Exons: 1
Source: RefSeq, a predicted model, not a curated record